This is a messenger RNA of Dermacentor albipictus, 1411 nucleotides long. Lineage: Eukaryota; Metazoa; Arthropoda; Arachnida; Ixodida; Ixodidae. The record is from RefSeq and is a predicted model, not a curated record.
AGUUUCCCUUCUCUAAGGUUGUUCUUUAUUCUAUGGUGGGUUUGCCGUGCGGCCAGUGGUGCAGCGAUCAAAUGUGCAUAGAUUUUUCUUACAUUACACUUUGAUGGAUGUGACAGUUCCUGUUUGAAGGCAGUGAUGAAUAGGUUUGUGUGGUCCAAUGAGAAUCUACAAAGUGGCGAAGUGAUCCUUCGGCAACAGCCGGGUGUAGCACUGUACGACGGUGAGAGAAAGACACCUUUCGUUGGUGGCGAGUUGGUGCUGACUUCGCAUCAAGUCUACUGGACAGGACCUGAGGUAGCUGUCGCCGUGAUCAUCUAAGCAGGGUCACUUUGCUUUCAUUUGUUCUUUUUUAUGCAGAAACAGCGGAUAAGCUUGCAUCUGAGCCUUAUCGUACUUAUCGAAGAACAGAGUGGGAGUUGGAGUAAAAGCGCCAAGGUAGUGGCCCACGUCUCGCCACCGACUGACGAGAAACAUGCUGGCGUCGUGCAGAGCAGCCCAUUCGACUAUGUGCGGUUCUCCUUUCGAAGUGGAGGCUCGUCAGAGUUUUACCAGGAAAUGCAAGCAGCGCUCCAAAGAAAAGAUUGGCUGAAGAUGCCGACAGUGGAUUCACGAGGCAAAAAGAUUCGCACUGGCAUUGUUGGCAUUGAACGUCAGAUCCAGGCCAAGCAUGAUGAAGCAGACAAGAAUAUAUCUGCAGCCUUCGAAGACCUUAGCAAAUUGAUGGAAAUGGCGAAGGACAUGGUGGCACUGUCCAAAAGUAUCACACAGAAGUUAAAAGAGAAAGGAAGUAGCUUGACUGAUGAUGAAACGAUCAUGUUCAAGUCUCAUUUGCUGUCUCUUGGAAUCAGCGAUCCAGUCACAAAAAGUGCCUAUGGAUCUGGAAUUAACUACUACCAAGAGCUUGCCAAGCAGCUCGCUGAAGUUCUGGAGGGACCUGUCCAGGAAAGUGGAGGAAUUCUUUCCCUAACAGAUGUCUACUGUAGGAUAAACAGAGCAAGGGGUCUUGAGCUUUUAUCACCAGAGGACCUCCUGAAUGCAUGCAAGGUAAUGGAGUCGCUACAGCUACCGUUGAGGUUGCAUGUGUUUGGAAGUGGAGUCACAGUGCUGAAACUGGCAACGCAAAAUGACGAAAAAACGAGUGCAGAGGCACGACAGUUGAUUGAUGAGCAUGGUUCAUUGUCAGCUGAACAACUCUCACCGCUCAUUCACAUUUCAGUCAUAUUGGCCAAAGAAAGGUUGAUUUGUGCUGAGCAGAGGGGCUUGGUAUGCCGGGAUGACUCUGUUGAAGGCCUCAGGUUUUACCCAAACUUGUUCCUGGAGAAGGUGGAUUAAGUGGUUGCCUGUUCUUUGUGUACUUGGGUGAAUGUAAAGAUGUGUGCAAAGCCGAUAAAGUAUUUCUGUUGACAGUGCA